AACGAUUGCAAAGGAAAUGCAUCAAUGCAGUUUUAAUAGAAGCCACACAGACAAGAGCAGAGUAAACCUGGAGAAUUGCUAAUCAAACUUGUUUAAAGGAAUAAAUGAGGGAACAUGUACGUUAGUACACGCAUAGGAUGUAGAAAAGGGAGGUGCAAACACUUCUACAUUUCCAAAACUAUUCAUUGCUUCAUAGACCACCACAGAUCCUGACUGAAGACAGAUCCUAACUCUUCUCUCCCUCAAGAUUUCAGGCUGUAUCAAUGGAGUCUCUCUCAGUGUCAACCAACAGCUUCACUCUGGACCUUUACAAAAAGCUGAAUGAAACUUCCAGAGGCCAAAACAUUUUCUUCUCUCCUUGGAGUAUUGCAACUGCUCUUGCCAUGGUCUACCUGGGUGCAAAAGGUGACACUGCAACCCAGAUGGCUGAGGUUCUUCAUUUUAACCAGGCUGCAAGAGAAGAAAGCUCAUCUGGGACAACAAGGCCUUCUCUGGGGAGUCCAAAGAGAAGAAAGAUGGAUCCUGAGCACAAGCAAGCUGAAAACAUCCACUCUGGCUUCAAAGAGCUGCUGUCUGCCUUGAACAAACCCAGAAGUACCUACUUGCUUAAGAGUGCCAAUCGACUGUAUGAGGAAAAGACCUACCCAUUACUGCCCAAAUUCUUACAGCUCAUUACAAGCUAUUACAAUGCACAGCCACAAGCUGUAAACUUUAAGACAGCUGCAGAACAAGCCAGAGCACAAAUCAAUUCUUGGGUUGAAAAUGAAACUGAGAGGAAAAUACAGGGUUUGCUGCCUGCAGGAUCUCUCAAUUCUCGCACUGUGUUGGUCUUAGUAAAUGCCAUUUAUUUCAGAGGAAAUUGGGAAAAGAAAUUUCUGGAGAAAAAUACUUCUGAGACACCCUUCAGAGUGAGCAAGACCAAGACUAAACUGGUACAGAUGAUGUUUCUGAGAGAUACAUUUUUGAUACUCCAUGAAACAACCAUGAAAUUCAAAAUCAUUGAGCUGCCAUACGUGGAAAAUGAACUGAGCAUGUUUGUCCUCCUACCAGAUGACAUCAAUGAUAACACUACUGGUCUGGAGCUGGUAGAAAGAGAGCUGACCUAUGAGAAAUUGGCUGAAUGGACCAAAUCGGCCAAUAUGAUGAAAGCUGAAGUGGAUCUGUACCUGCCCAAGCUGAAGGUGGAAGAGAAUUAUGACCUUAAAUCCACUUUGAGCAGCAUGGGAAUACAAAAUGCUUUUGACCCCCUUCAGGCUGAUUUCACAGGGAUGUCAGUGAAGAAGGACCUUUUCAUCUCAAAAGUUAUUCACAAAGCUUUUGUGGAGGUCAACGAAGAAGGUACUGAGGCAGCAGCUGCCACAGGUGUUCUGGUGAUGAGAUCAAAAGCACCAAGAAUGACUUUUAAAGCUGACCACCCUUUUCUCUUCUUCAUCAGACACAACAAAUCACAAACCAUUCUCUUCUAUGGCAGACUCUGCUCACCCUAGUCAGUUACUCCUGGCCCUGCAGCGCCAGAGAUGCUU
This is a messenger RNA of Pezoporus flaviventris, 1523 nucleotides long. Its product is annotated as heterochromatin-associated protein MENT-like. The coding region runs from base 264 to 1487 and encodes 407 amino acids. Gene Ontology annotation, molecular function: serine-type endopeptidase inhibitor activity. Lineage: Eukaryota; Metazoa; Chordata; Aves; Psittaciformes; Psittacidae. The record is from RefSeq and is a predicted model, not a curated record. The transcript has 8 exons. Gene Ontology annotation, biological process: negative regulation of endopeptidase activity.